UGCUAACACGGACUGAGAGCACAGGUUAAAUAUAGAGCAGACUCUCAUCGGCAGGCUGGAGAAAAGCGCUGAACAUCUCGUAGAGAAAACCAGAUUUUACUCUCUCUCUUAACUCUCUCGUCCAGUGAGCUGUCAGACCAAACUUGGAAAGGACGAAGCCUCCCAUCGCUCUGCCGCUCAGACUCAGGCAGAGGAGUUGGGAAACUAAAGGGGACAGAAGAAGAUAUCUACAUGGACACAGUGAUGUUGUGAUCGCUGCAAAGGUUGUGAGAAGAAAGUGGAGUUGUUGUUUUUUUGGGAUUGAACAGCUGGGACACCUCAGCGCUCAGAGCAGGUAAAAACAUGCGAUCCAGGAACUGCACCAUGGAGGGUCCAGAUGACGGACACAUCCAGCCAACCACAGGCUUCAUGAAAGAGGAAGAGGAGAACACUCCACAGCUCACAAAGAGGAAGACGAAAGCCCUGCAGCGAGAGGAGAAGGACGGGAAGACGGCGGGGUCUGGAACGUCUAAGAAACAUCAGAAACCGGCUGAGAGCAGGAAGCCAGAGGCGCUGGAUCUGUCCAAGAAAGAUCUGAUUCAGCUGCUGGGAAUCAUGGAGGGAGAAGUUCAGGCCAGAGAGGACAUCAUCGGCCUGCUGAAGUCGGACAGAACCAAACCGGAGACUCUGGAGGCUCACUACGGCUCAGCAGCCCCGACAAAACCUCUGCAGGCUCUGCAGAGAGACGCUCUGCUGACCCGCUGCAACAACAACAACACUGAGGACGUGUACGAGACCCCCAUGGCCGAGCUGGACCGUCUGGAGGACAAACAGAGGGAGACGUACAGGCGGAUGCUGGAGCAGCUGCUGCUGGCCGAGAAAUGUCACCGCCGCACCGUCAUGGAGCUGGACAACGAGAAACUCAAACACACCGACUUCAUGAACAAGAGCGACGACUUCACCAACCUGCUGGAGCAGGAGAGAGAGAGACUCAAAAGGCUGUUGGAGCAGGAGAAGGCCUACCAGGCUCGUAAGGACAAGGACCACAGCCGGAGACUUGAGAAGGUCAGAGCCGAGCUGGUGAAGCUCAAGUCCUUUGCACUGAUGUUGGUAGACGAGCGGCAGCUGCACAUCGAGCAAAUCGACCAACAGAGCCAGAAGGUCCAGGAUCUCACUCAGAAGCUACAGGAAAAAGAGCAGCGUUUGGCGGCCGUCACUGACACCGCCAAGGAGGACAGCCACAAGGUCCUCAAGCUGGAGGAAGACCUGGAGCAUAAAGCCGCCAAAUUUGCGCAGGAACACGAGGAGAUGACCGCCAAACUGGCUGGUGAAGAGUCCCAAAGCAGGCAGCUUAGGCUGAAGCUGGCUGGACUGGUGCAGAAGAUUGAAGAGCUGGAGGAGAGCAACAAACUGCUGCGUAAAUCAGAGGAGGACCUUCAGGAGCUGAGGGACAAGAUCAGCAAAGGGGAAUGUGGAGAUUCGACUCUGAUGACUGAGCUUGAGAAUCUGCGGAAAAGGGUGCUGGAGAUGGAGGGCAAGGACGAGGAGAUAACCAAAACGGAGACUCAAUGCAGGGAGCUGAAGAAAAAGCUGCAGGACGAAGAGAACCACUGCAAGGAGUUCAGGCUGGAGGUGGAUAAACUGCAGAAGAGAAUGGUGGAACUGGAAAAACUGGAGGGGGCUUUUAAUAAGAGCAAAACAGAGUGCUCUCAGCUUCACACAAACUUGGAAAAGGAAAAACGUGUUGUGAAGGAUCUGGCCGGGGAGCUAGAGACGGUGAAAACUCGGCUGAAAGAACUAGAGGGCUCGGAGUCGAAGUUUGAAAAGUCGGAAAUGAUCCUCAAAGACGAUCUCAUGAAGCUGAAGUCCUUCACAGUCAUCCUGGUAGAUGAAAGAAAAAACAUGGCAGAGAGACUCAAACAGGAGGAACAGAAAAGUGAUGACUUCAGUAAGAUGUUCAAAGCGGAGCAGGGCAAGGUUACAGAGGUCACAGAGAAGUUGAUCGAGGAGAGUAAAAAACUUCUCAAAUUUAAGUCGGAGAUGGAAAUGAGAGUGACGACGCUCGCCAAAGAGAAAGAUGAGUUGCAAACUAAACUUGCAAGUGAGGAGGGAAAGUGCAGGGAGCUGAAUACCAAGGUGAGCAGUAUGAAAGUAAGAAUUGACGGACUCGAGGAGACAGACAGGGAAAUGCAAAGGAAGUGGGCCACUAAGGAGAAUCCAGAGGAAGACAACAAAAUGAAAGAGCUGACGCUUGAAGUUGAAAGGCUAAAGAAUAGACUCAAGCACCUGGAGGUCGUGGAAGGAGACUUGAUGAAAACAGAGGAUGAGUAUGAUCUGCUGGAGAAGAAAUUCAGAACCGAGCAGGACAAAGCAAACACUCUCUCUAAGUUGCUGGAGGAAAUGAGAAGUCAGAUCGCUAGAAACAAAGCUAUCGAGAAAGGUGAGGUCAUGAGUCCGGAGGCUGAGCUGAGAAUUCGCUGCAAGAUGGAGGAGACCAAAACCAGAGAGUUGCAGGUGGACGUUCGGGCGCUGAAGGAGAAAAUCCAUGAACUGAUGAACAAGGAGGACCAGCUCUCCCAGCUGCAGGUGGAUUACUCUGUCCUCCAGCAGAGGUUCAUGGAGGAGGAGGAGAAGAAGAAGAGCAUGAGCCGGGAAGUUGCCAACCUGACAAAUGAGCUGGAGGCCUCCAAGCGUUACAGUCGUGCGUUGAGGCCCAGUGUGAACGGCAGCAGGAUGGUCAAUGUCCCGGUUACCUCCACAGCAGUGCAAACAGAAUCGACGGUCGGUGAGUGUCCUGAAGAUGAGACGGCGGCAGGCUUUAUCCAAAAAUCAGUCCUCGAGGAAAACCACUUAAUGAGCAACCUCAGACAACGGGAACUCAAAAAGCCUACGGUUCUCGAGAGAUACCCUCAGGCGUCCGCUGAACUCGGAGCAGGGAAAUCUUGGAUACCCUGGAUGAAAAAGAGGGAGGCUGGUGGAUUCACUCAGACCACUCCAGAGAGGACGAACGGGACAUCCCUGCUCUCUCAACCGGAGAUGAACAUGUCCCAAAAGCCGGGACAACCUCUGCGCAUCCGAGUGACCCCGGAUCAUGAGAACAGCACCGCCACCCUGGAGAUCACCAGCCCCCGAGCUGAGGACUUCUUCUCCAGCACCACCAUCAUACCGACUCUCGGCCUUCAGAAACCUCGCAUCACAAUCGUCCCAAAGCCCACAACCGUGACCUCAAAGAGCAAAGCCUGCGACAUGAUGGGAGGUCUCAAUCGAACCAAAUCUCCAGUCACCAUUACUACCAUCUCCAGGGCCAAGAGUCCAGACAAGAGCAACGGUGGCGGCUCUGAUGGCCUUCAGUCACCUGUGUCCAUCAUAACGGUCAGCACCACUCCUGUGGCUGAAGCGUGCGCGUCGCCUGAGCCUCACAACAUAACCGCAAGCCGCACAGUUAUCAAAAUGACUCAAGAGAAGCAGCCUGGGCCAGCACCUUACAGGAAGUACAACGGCAAAAGCAACAUCAUCACAACAGAGGACAACAAGAUCCACAUCCAUUUGGGCUCCCAGUACAAGAGGGCUUCUGAGGGCUGCAGUCCAGUGUUGACCCUCGGACUUGGCUCUGAAAGCGGCAAGGAAAUGUCCACAGGAACGGUGCUCCGCUCCCCUCGCCAAACGUCCAUAGGGAAGACGACGACUCAGAGCAAAAUGACCAGCAGCAUCACAAUCACACCGAUCACCUCGGCUCCUUCCAGGCCAACACAGUCAGUGCCCAGUUCGGAUGUGCAGUCAGCUCGGGGCGCGGCCACACGGAUCCCUAUGUCAAAAGGUAUGAAACCGGGCAGCAAGGCGGUUCUGGGCGUGUCGACGGUGACAAGGUUAGAGUCGCGGGCGGAGAGCCAGUCGAUGAAAAUCGAGCUGAGGAAGUCGACACUUUGUGGCUCGGCCUCUGUGGCCGGGGGGAAAAGCUGAGAGCUAAAAAUUGGCUGCAGAGGAAAAGACUCGAUGUGAGCGUGUAAUAAUGAUUGAGUUUGACGCUAAAUGUUCUGCCAAAUCCGACUCACAGCCUACGAGUUUAUCUACAGCACACAAGUCGGACUCUGUUUAAAGUGGACUCUCUCAAGAGCUUAGCUUUACAAACCGUCUUUUAUCUUUUCUCAAUAAAGUUUUUAUGUUAUCUUAAGGACAGAUUUUAUGUUACUACAUCCAGUUUGUUUUUCACAAAGCAUCUCUUUGCAUGUCUUUAUUUGCAUUUGGAUUCAUUUUCAUACCUUCAUCUUGGUAGUUUUUUUGGCAGUAGCUGUAGACUUGCUCUCAUCAGUUACAUUUUCCCAUAACAUGUGUUUAUUCAACCACCGCUUUUGGAGGUUUCCAAUCACUGAUGCACUGUGAAUCGUUUGUGAAAGUAUGAAUUGUCAUCAUUUAAGACAGGCACAAAAUUAAAACUAUUUAUCUCUGAAA
Messenger RNA from Labrus bergylta (ballan wrasse), 4428 nucleotides. RefSeq names its product filamin-A-interacting protein 1. The record is from RefSeq and is a predicted model, not a curated record. Lineage: Eukaryota; Metazoa; Chordata; Actinopteri; Labriformes; Labridae.